AUGAGCGGGUUUCGGUUUCUGAACCUCGUCCGGCCAUUCCUGCCUAUCCUUCCGGAGGUCUCGUCCCCAGAGCGCAAGGUCCCAUUUAACCAGAAAGUGCUAUGGACGGCAGUCACCCUCCUUAUUUUCCUCGUGUGCUCGCAGGUCCCGCUCUACGGUAUCAUGUCCUCGGAUUCGUCCGACCCGCUCUACUGGAUGCGUGUCAUCCUCGCGUCUAACCGCGGGACGCUCAUGGAACUCGGAAUUACUCCCAUCGUGACCUCGGGUAUGAUCAUGCAACUCCUCGCUGGUGCCAACCUCAUCGAGGUCGACUUCUCGCUCAAGGAUGACCGUGCGCUCUUCAGCGGCGCUCAGAAACUCUUCGCACUCAUCAUCGCUUUCGGUCAGGCCACUGUCUACGUCCUUACCGGUUUAUACGGUCAACCAAGCGACAUUGGCGCUGGCGUCUGCUUACUACUCAUCAUCCAACUCAUUGUUGCUGCCCUCAUCGUCAUCCUGCUCGACGAGCUCCUUCAAAAGGGCUACGGUCUCGGCUCCGGCAUUUCCCUCUUCAUCGCCACCAACAUCUGCGAGUCCAUCGUCUGGAAGGCUUUCUCUCCAACAACUAUCAACACCGGCCGUGGACCCGAAUUCGAAGGCGCUAUCGUCUCGCUCUUCCACCUCUUGUUCACUUGGAACGACAAGGGUCGUGCGCUCCGCGAAGCAUUCUGGCGCGAACGCCUGCCCAACGUGAUGAACCUCGUCGCGACACUCGCCAUCUUCGCCGUUGUCAUCUACCUUCAAGGCUUCCGCAUCGAGAUUCCGAUCAAGAGCAACAAGUUCCGCGGCCAGCGCGGCUCGUACCCUGUCAAGUUGUUCUAUACGUCCAACAUGCCGAUCAUGCUCGAGAGCGCCCUCACGAGCAACGUCUUCAUUCUCUCGCAAAUGCUCGCCAGUCGCUUCCCCGACAACCUUCUCGUGCGCCUUCUGGGCGUCUGGGAGCCGAUUGAGGGCUCGCCGCAGCUCCAGGCCGUGUCCGGUAUCGCAUACUACAUGUCGCCUCCGCACACCUUGACAGAGGCACUCACGGACCCGAUCCACACUGCUGUCUACAUCGCAUUUAUCGUCCUCGUUUGCGCCGCAUUCUCGACGACGUGGAUCGAAGUUUCCGGCACAGGACCUCGCGACAUCGCCAAGCAGCUCAAGGAGCAACAACUCGUUAUGGCUGGUCACCGUGAGGGAUCGAUGUACAAGGAGCUCAAACGCGUUGUUCCGACUGCUGCAGCGCUCGGUGGCGCAGUCCUCGGCCUUUUAUCCGUCGCGGCCGACCUCAUGGGCGCAAUUGGCAGCGGCACAGGUAUCCUCAUGGCCGUCACCAUCAUCUACAGUUAUUGGGAGAUCGGAAUGAAGGAGGUCGGCGGGCCCGGAGGCGAGAUGGGUGGGCUCCAAGACUUCAUCAUGUAA
This is a messenger RNA of Peniophora sp. CBMAI 1063, 1443 nucleotides long. The record is from the annotation of a GenBank genome assembly. NCBI's taxonomy places the organism in Eukaryota, Fungi, Basidiomycota, Agaricomycetes, Russulales, Peniophoraceae.